Ochotona princeps (American pika) is the source of this 2716-nucleotide messenger RNA. It is a transcript of the gene AOAH, whose product is annotated as acyloxyacyl hydrolase. Gene Ontology annotation, molecular function: acyloxyacyl hydrolase activity; calcium ion binding. The transcript is spliced from 22 exons. Gene Ontology annotation, biological process: negative regulation of inflammatory response; lipopolysaccharide catabolic process. NCBI's taxonomy places the organism in Eukaryota, Metazoa, Chordata, Mammalia, Lagomorpha, Ochotonidae. The coding region runs from base 218 to 1936 and encodes 572 amino acids. The record is from RefSeq and is a predicted model, not a curated record.
CCCGGUAGAAGGGUUCUGGCUAGCCCUGAGGUCUGAGCUGUUCAUAGGUGGUGGCACUGAACUGCCUCCUGCCACCGCCCUGCAGCUUGGCAGUUUCCCUCUCUUGCAAUUUUUAGUUCAGAAGAACCGCACACCAGGGACUCCCCCCCCAGCUCUCCCUGGAUCUAAGCCCCUGUGGCGUUCUCAGAGGCCUAUGCAGUAGUAAGCUAACCCAGAGAUGAAGUCUCCAGGGAGAAUGCUCGUGGUAUCUCUGCUCCUUCUGCUCCUACACUCUGCCACAUCCAUUGCUGCUGAGGACCAGCCCAGCACCAUUCAUUCUGAAGGCUCUGCUUGUGUAGGCUGUGUGCUGGUGCUCUCUGUGGUGGAACAGCUGGCCCAGGUGCACAACUCUACAGUCCAGGCUUCGAUGGAGAGACUGUGCAGCUACCUGCCUGAGGAAUGGUUCUUGAAAACAACGUGCUACACGAUGGUUCAUGAGUUUGGAGCAGACAUCAUAAAACUAUUGGACAAGGACAGGAAUGUUGACAUAGUAUGUCAUGCUCUGAAGUUUUGUAAGCAGAAGCCUGGCCAGCCACUAUGUCACCUCUACCCGCUUCCCAAGGAGCCCUGGAAAUAUGCACUAGAGAGGGCAAGACACAUUGUGAAGAAGUCAGUUACGAAAUAUCCUGAAAGCAGUGAUGAUAUUUGUUCACUCCCAUUCCUGGUGAAGAUCUGUCAGAAAAUCAAAUCAACUAUAGAAAAUUUGGUGCCAUUCAAAGAUGCAGAUGAAGACAAACACAGCAUUUUCCCAACACUGAGAGGCUAUCACUGGCGAGGGAGGGACUGCAAUGACAGCAACAGGGCAGCUUAUCCAGGCCGAAGGCCGGACAACUGGGAUAUACAUCAGGAUUCGAACUGUAAUGGUAUUUGGGGUGUGGAUCCUGAAGAUGGCAUCCCCUACGAGAAGAAGUUCUGUGAAGGUUCACAGCCCAGAGGGAUCAUUCUGCUGGGAGACUCGGCGGGCGCUCAUUUUCACAUCCCUCCCAAAUGGCUCACAGCUUCGCAGCUGUCUGUGAACUCCUUCCUAAAUUUACCAACAGCUCUGACCGAUGAGCUCGACUGGCCCCAAUUCUCUGGUGCUACUGGAUUCCUGGACUCCACCAGCAAAAUUAAAGAACAAUCUCUUUAUCUUCGUUUACGAAAAAGGAACCGCUGCAACCACAGGGACUACCAGAGUAUUUCAAAAAAUGGGGCAUCUUCCCGGAGCCUGCAAUCACUUAUAAAAAGCCUGUCUAGGAACCAACUGUUGGACCACCCAGCAAUCGUCAUAUAUGCUAUGGUCGGGAAUGAUGUCUGCAAUGGGAAGGCUGAUCCGGUCUCCAGAAUGACCACUCCUGAGCAACUGUACUCCAGGGUCAUGAAGAUGCUGGUGGCCCUGGAUUCCCUCCUGCCCACUGGCAGCCAUGUCAUCUUGUACGGCUUGGCAAACGGGAGCUUUCUCUGGGAUACUCUGCAUAGCAGAUAUCAUCCUCUCGGCCAACUGAACCAGGACGUGACCUACGCCCAGGUCUACGCCUUCCUGAGCUGUCUCCAGGUCAACCCCUGCCAAGGCUGGAUGUCUGCCAACAAGACACUGCGGGCUCUCACCUCUGAGAGAGCACAACAACUCUCCGAUACACUGAAGAAAAUUGCAGCCAGCAAGAAAUUUACCAACUUCGACCUUUAUUACCUGGAUUUUGCCUUCCAGGAAGUCGUGGAGGAGUGGCAGAGGAAAGGUGGCCAGCCCUGGGAGCUCAUCGAGCCUGUAGAUGGAUUCCACCCCAGCGAGGUGGCUCUGCUGCUAUUUGCAGAUCAAUUCUGGAAGAAGGUGCAGCUCCAGUGGCCCCAGGUCCUUGGGAAAGAGAAUCCAUUCAACUCACAGAUUGAAGAGGUGUUUGGAGACCAAGGGGGGCACUGAGGGUCACAGGAAUGCCCACCCCUGGAAGUCAGGGAAGUGGUAACUCAGACAAACUCACUGAUUGGGUGGCUGUGUCCCAGGCUCAAAGGACCCGCUACAGCAGAAUCUGUACAAAAUGCUUUUCCUCAUUGCCUCUUCCAGUGAUGGGCACGUCAGAGUCACAGCAUGAAGCUGUGUGCUUCUGGAAUCCCAGCCUCUCCAACUGCCCCUGAGAUAGCCUUGAGCAAAGGGUUUUGGGUACCUUGCCAAGGAAAACAGUGCCUGUGCCCUUCCGCAGCUCAUUGCUGCAAAAAGGGCUAUGAAACCUAGGUAAGAAAUCUAGAGAGUGUUGGCAGCUUACCCAGGGUCUUGGGGGUACAGCCUGGCAAGCUGGGCCCUCCUGGAAAGGCUAUAAGCUGACUGCUAAGGACACACUCAAGACAAAUGCUACAGGCUUCAGGGGCAUUUUGGAGACAGAACCUCCAACUGCAAAUAUCAAUUAGGCACCAACUGGAACACUUAGAAGGAGAAGGGAAAUCACAGCCGACUAUGCCUUUUUGAAGCUGACAAGACUAUAUAUGCCUCACAAAAUUUGUAGAGAGGGCCACUCCUUUUCUUGAAAAGAGAUUCUUACAUUCUCUCACUGUAUAAUCCAAUCACCCCUUCCUUAUGAUGAUGAUUUUGUGGGAUCACUGUCAAUACAAAGAACUGGAAAAUAAAACAUGUUGGUGACUGUUGAUAAGUUAGAAGAGUUUCUUUGAUUUAUACAACUUAUUUUCAAAAAAGUGGUGCCAACUUCUA